AUGUCUUUGAAGCUUCCUCAAAACCCGAAUGCGGGCUUGUUUAAACAAGGAUACAACAGUUACCUCAACGCGGAUGGCCAGAUCAACAAAUCUAUUUCGGCAAUCCGUGAAAUUCACCAGAUGUGUCUAACGUCAAUGGGGCCUUGUGGCCGUAAUAAGAUAAUCGUAAACCAUCUUGGCAAGAUUAUCAUCACCAAUGAUGCUGCUACUAUGCUGCGGGAACUGGAUAUCGUGCAUCCAGCCGUCAAGGUAUUGGUUAUGGCAACAGAGCAACAAAAGAUUGACAUGGGCGACGGUACUAAUUUGGUGUUGAUUUUGGCCGGCGAACUUUUGAACGUGAGUGAAAAGCUGAUCGGUUUAGGACUGUCUCCUGUUGAAAUUAUCCAAGGCUACAACAUGGCAAAGAACUUCACAUUGAAAGAGCUUGACAACUUGUGUGUGCAGGAGGUGACGGAUAAGCACAGUAAACAAGAGCUUGUGAAGAUCAUGAAGCCUGUAAUUUCAUCAAAACAGUACGGGUCGGAGGACAUCUUGAGUGACCUAGUUGCUGAGGCCGUUUCUCAUGUCCUUCCAUCCAAAUCAAACAGCUUCAAUGUUGAUUCCAUCAGAGUUGUGAAGAUUAUGGGUGGAUCGCUGGCUAAUUCAGAGGUUGUCAAGGGUAUGGUCUUCAACAGAGAGCCUGAAGGCCACGUUAAGUCUCUUCCACCAGGGCAGAAGCACAAAGUGGCCGUUUUUACAUGCCCUAUUGACAUCUCCACUACAGAAACAAAAGGAACUGUGCUUCUCCAUAACGCACAGGAGAUGUUGGACUUUACCAAAGGUGAAGAAAAGCAAUUGAACGAAAUGAUCAAGGAGAUUGCAGACGCCGGCGUUAACUGUGUUGUUGCUGGGAAUGGAGUAAAUGACUUAGCUCUUCAUUACUUGAACAGAUACAAUAUCCUGGUCCUCAAGGUACCAAGUAAAUUUGAACUGAGAAGAAUAUGCCGUGUAUGCGGCGCCACUCCUAUGCCUAGGUUAGGCGCUCCAACUCCAGAGGAGAUGGGUGUUGUAGAAACUGUAAAGACUAUCGAGAUCGGCGGAGACAGAGUGACCGUCUUCAAGCAAGAAGACGAUGAAGUGACAAGAACUGCAACAAUUAUUCUGAGAGGUGCUACUCAAAACAACCUUGAGGACAUUGAAAGAGCAAUCGACGACGGAGUGUCCGCUAUAAAAGGGUUAAUGAAGCCAGAUGGUGGCAAAUUACUACCUGGCGCAGGUGCUACAGAAAUAGAACUUGUAUCAAAAAUAACCCAGUUUGGCGAACGCACUCCAGGUCUGCUGCAAUUGGCAAUUAAGCAGUUCGCCGUUGCAUUCGAGGUAGUUCCCAGAACUCUGGCCGAAACGGCUGGCUUGAACGUGAAUGAAGUUCUUCCAAACCUUUACGCCGCUCACACUAGCGCUGCAGCAGACGGCGAAAGUGCUGGUGACAAUGUUUAUUACGGCGUUGACAUAGAUGGCGACAAUCAAGAAGGUGUCAAGGAUGUUAGAGAGGAAAACAUUUUCGACUUGCUGGCUGUGAAAAAAUUUGCAGUUAAUGUUGCUACUGAAGCUGCAACAACAAUCUUGUCAAUUGAUCAAAUUAUCAUGGCAAAGAGAGCUGGUGGUCCACAAGUGCCCAAAGGGCCAAAACCUGGUAACUGGGACCAAGAUGAUUGA
Lachancea thermotolerans CBS 6340 is the source of this 1695-nucleotide messenger RNA. RefSeq names its product chaperonin-containing T-complex subunit CCT8 (gene CCT8). Lineage: Eukaryota; Fungi; Ascomycota; Saccharomycetes; Saccharomycetales; Saccharomycetaceae. Gene Ontology annotation, biological process: protein folding. Gene Ontology annotation, cellular component: chaperonin-containing T-complex. Gene Ontology annotation, molecular function: ATP binding; ATP-dependent protein folding chaperone; ATP hydrolysis activity. The record is from RefSeq and is a predicted model, not a curated record. The coding region runs from base 1 to 1695 and encodes 564 amino acids. The transcript has a single exon.